Molecule: messenger RNA, 6164 nt
Organism: Salvia miltiorrhiza (redroot sage)
Lineage: Eukaryota; Viridiplantae; Streptophyta; Magnoliopsida; Lamiales; Lamiaceae
Product: COP1-interactive protein 1
Exons: 3
Coding region: 288-5750 (1820 amino acids)
Molecular function (GO): actin binding
Source: RefSeq, a predicted model, not a curated record
UACUAGCAGACAAAUUCACUUUUCCUCUCUCUCGCUCUCUCAAAAAGAAGGAGAUUUAUUAAUAUUCCUCCAUUUUAUUUUUCCCUCUGAUUUUGCCAACUAGCACACCAUUGGAUUCUCCUAUUCAAAUUUAAAUAAUUUCUCACUCACAAACACACACCUCUCUCUCUCUCCCUCCCUCCAUAUCCCUCUCUCUUUCUAAAAGUUUUGGUGAUUUCACAGUCAGCUGAGGCUGCCAAUGCAGGAAAGUUGAUUUUCGAGGUAAACUGCUUGAGAACACAGAAAACAUGCCCAAGCAUCGGUGGCGCGAAUCGGUGAAAACCUUUUUUGGGAAUCAUGUUGAUCUUGAAAGAAAUCAGGAGCUGAAAGAAACCAAAGCAGAAAUCGAGGGCAACGUGCAGAAGAUCUUAAAGGUUCUUAAAGAAGAUGAUGAGAAGGAACCACUGGCUAAUCUUGUUGAGGAUUUCCACAAUCACUACCAGUCUCUAUACGCGCGUUAUGAUAAUCUGACGGAAGAGUUGAGGGAAAAGGCGAACAAAAAACAUGGUAAGGGCGGUUCCUCGUCCAGCUCCGAUUCCUCAGACUCGGAUGAUUCACACAGGGGAGAAAGAGGCUCAAAAAAUGGUGUGGAUGAGCAUGAGAAAGCAGCAGCUGUCAAGCAAGAACUGGAAAUGGCUCUUUCCGAGAUUGCUGACUCGAAGAGGAAGCUGGCAAUCACUGUUUAUGAAAAGGAAACGCUGCAUCAGGAAUACCAAAAUGCUCUAAAUAAAACCAAGGAAUCAGAGACUAUUAUAGCCGAGUUGAAUUCUAAAGCUGAAAAAUUGGAAGGCGAGAAUUCUAGACUUUUGGCUGAAAAUACUGAUGUGAAAUUGGAACUGGAGAAUUCGGUUAAGCUACAAGCCGAGUUGAACCAGAAGCUGGAAGAGAUGAAGAGUGAGAGAGAAAUCCUGAGCAUCGAGAAAGAUGCAGCCGCUGCCAAACUCGAAGAGGAGAAGGAUACGGCUGACGAGCUGAGAACCAUCAAUAACCAGCUGCACAAAGAGAGAGAAGCCAUACAGCUGGAGCUGGAAGUAGUCAAGGGAGAACUCUCUACUUCAAUGGAGAAACUAGACUCAGCAGAAAAUGAAAUCAGUAGGCUGAGUGAGAUGCAAGACGUUGAUACAGACGAGAGAACUAGCCUUACCUUAAAGAUUUUACAGCUUGAAGAUGACAUAAAACAAGCUGAGAUCAAGUUUCAAGAUCUUGCAAAUGAAUCAAGCCAGUUAAGGGGACAAUUGGGAGAGAAAGAAAGGGAGCUUUCAAGUCAUCUGGAGACUCACAAGGCUCACAAAAAAGAAGCAAAAGAAAAACUUGAAUCGGCGGAAAGAGAAAAGGCCAAGGUAAAUCAGAUGCACAAGGCCUCUCAAGAGGAGAACAGUAAUCUCUCCUCAAAGAUUUUGCAGCUAGAGGGAGAGAUCAAACAGGCUUUAACCAAGAUUCAAGAUCUUAUUGCUGAAUCUAGCCGGUUGAGGGAAAAUUUGGCUAAGAAAGAAAGGGAGAUUUCGAGUCACCUUGUGAUUCACGAAACUCACAAAAAGGAAGCACUGGAGAAACUGGAGAAAGCAGCAGAAGAAAUCACUAAGCUUAGUCAGAUGCAAAAGGCUGCUGAAGAGGAGAAUGCUAGUCUUACUUCAAAGAUUUCACAGCUUGAAGAAGACAUGAGACAGGCUGAAAAUGAGAUUCAAGAUCUUAUUACCGAGUCAAGCAUGUUAAGUGAAAAUAUGUCUGAGAAAGAAAGGGAGCUUUCAACUCACCUUGAUAUUCAUGAGGCCUACAAAGAGGAAACACUGGAGAAACUGGAGAAAGCAGAAGAAGAGAGCACUAAGCUUCGUCAGAUGCAUAAGGCUGCUGAAGAGGAGAAUACUAAUCUUUCUUCAAAGAUUUCACAGCUUGAGGAUGAGAUAAAACAAGCUGAAAACAAGAUUCAAGAUCUUGUUACCGAAUCUAGCCAGUUGAGGGAAAAAUUGGCUGAGCAAGAACGGGAGCUUUCAAGUCACCUUGAGACACAUGAAGCUCACAAAAAGGAAGCACUGGAGAAACUGGAGACAGCAGCUGGAGAAAUCACUAAGCUUAGUCAGAUGCACAAGGCUGCUGAAGACGAGAAUAGACAGGCUGAAAACAAGAUUCAAGAUCUCAUUACCGAAUCAAGCCAGUUGAGUGAAAAAUUGGCUGAGAAAGAAACAGAGCUCUCAAGUCAUCUCGAGAUUCAUGAGACUCAAAAGAAGGAGUUAACGGAGAAACUUGAGACGGCAGCAGAAGAAAUAGCUAAGCUCAGUCAAAAGCAAAAGGCUGCUGAAGAGGAGAAUACUAGUCUGUCUUCAAAGAUUUCACAGCUUGAGGAUGAGAUUAGACAGGCUGAAAACAAGAUUCGAGAUCUUAUUACCGAAACAAACCUGUUAAAUGAAAAAUUGGCUGAGAAGGGAAGGGAGCUUUCAAGUCAACUUGAGAUUCAUGAGGCUCAGAAGAAGGAACUAACAGAGAAACUGGAAGCAGCAACAGAAGAGAUCACUAAGCUUAGUCAAAAGCAAAAGGCUGCUGAGGAGGAGAAUACUAGUCUGUCUGCAAAGAUUUCACAUCUUGAGGAUAAGAUAAAACAGUCUGAAAACAAGAUUCAUGAUCUUGUUACUGAAUCAAGCCUGUUAAGUGAAAAUUUGUCUGAGAAAGAAAAGGAGCUUUCAAGUCAACAUGAGAUUCAUGAGGCUCGGAAGAAGGAACUAAUGUUGAAACUUGAAACAGGGGCAGAAGAAAUCGCUAAGCUCAGUCAGAAACAAAAGGCUGCUGAAGAGGAGAAUACUAGUCUCUCCUCAAAGAUUUUGCAGCUUCAGGAAGAGAUCAAACAGGCUGUAAGCAAGAUUCAAGAUCAUAUUACAGAAUCUAGCCGGUUGAGGGAAAAUUUGGCUGAGAAAGAAAGGGAGCUUUCAAGUCACUUUCAGAUUCAUGAGGCUCACAAAAAGGAAGCAACGGAGAAACUGGAGACAGCAGCAAAAGAAAUCGCUAAGCUGAGUCAGAUGCAAAAGGCUGCUGAAGAGGAGAAUACUAGUCUCACUUCAAAGAUUUCACAGCUUGAGGAUGAGAUAAGACAGGCUGAAAACGAGAUUCAAGAUCUUAUUACCGAGUCCGGCAUGUUGAGUGAAAGUUUGGCUGAGAAUGAAAGGGAGCUUACAAAUCACCUUAAUAUUCAUGAGGAUUACAAAGAGGAAGCAACGGAGAAACUGGAGAGAGCAGAAGAAGAAAUCGCUAAGCUCAGUGAGAUGCAAAAGGCUGCUGAAGAGGAGAAAGCUAGUCUUACCUUGAAGAUUUCACAGCUUGGGGAUGAGAUAAGACGGGCUGAAAACAGAAUUCAAGAUCUUGUUACAGAAUCAAGCCGGUUAAGUGAAAAGUUGGAAGAAAAAGGGAGAGAGCUUUCAAGCCACAUGGAGAUUCAUGAGUCUCACAAAGAACAAGCAUCAACUCGUGCAAGGGAAUUGGAGCUGGAACUUGAUUCAUCACACAUGCAAAGAAGAGACAUUCAGAAACAGAAAGAAGAUGAAAUCUCUGCUCUUCUUCAAAAACUUGAAGAUCAAGAAAAGUCAUCAUUAGCCCAAAUAAAUGGUCUAAAUGAGCAGAUCAACGAUGUUCGAGCUGAGGCAGAGUCCUUGCGGGCUCAAAAGGGUGAGCUGGAAGCACAAUUAGCACAGAAAGAGAUUGAAGCCUCUGCUCAAAUCAAGGACUUGAAAGAUCAUGUCCAUGAAAAGCAGGUGGAACUGGAAUCCUUGCUCAGUCAAAAAAUGGAAUCAGAGAUGCAUCUUGAAAAAAGAGUUAAAGAAAUCUCUGAGUUCCUAUUCCAGAUAGAGACUCUGAAAGAAGAGCUGAAAAAUAAAAGCUUGGAGCUAAAGGGGAACAUUGAAGAAAAGGAGACUCUUCUGGAACGAGUCAAAGAUCUGGAACUGGAGCUCAACACCCUGAGUAACCAGAAACACGAACUUGAAGAGCAGUUAAGGAGAAAAGGUGAGGAGCUUAGUGAGUUGCAAGAAGAAAAGGGAAAGUUGCAUGAAAAAGCUGCUGAGAUGGAGAGAGCAUUGGCUGAGAAAGAGAACGAACUAUCUAAUUUACUGAAGAAGUCCGAAGAUGGAGAGAGAGAAGCGCUUGCCCGGAUUGCAGCAUUGACUGCAGAUGUAAGCAGUCUCCAAGAGCAAUUGGAUUCUUUAGCUGCUCUAAAAAGUGAGGCAGAUAUCAUCCUCGACAGAAAGACUACAGAAAUAUCAACAAUCCUGCUACAGAUUGAAAAGCUAAGAGAAGAACUGUCAGGCAAAACUGCUGAUGGAGAAAAUUUACUUAAAGAGAAGGAGACUAUGACAGUGCAGCUAAAAGAUCUGCAUCUAGAGCUGGAGACUCUUCGUCAACAAAAAGGUGAAAUGGAAGAUCAAAUAAACAUCAAACUUAGUGAAGGAAAUCAGCUGAGGGAGGAGAAGGGUGGCCUAGAGAGCAAGAUAUCUGAAUUGGAGAGGACGCUAGCAGAGAGAGGCGAUGAACUCAUCGCUGUGCAGAAAAAAAUGGAUGAUCUGCAGAAUGAAUCAUCCACCGAAGUUUCUGCCUUGAAAAAACAGAUUGACACUUUACAGCAGCAGCUGGAACUGCUGGAGUCUCAGAAGCGAGUACUGGAAAUGGAAAUUGAGAAAACCAAGCAAGAGGCUGCAGAAAACUUGGUUCUCGCUGAGAACAAUAAUGCCGAAUUAGUUAACAAAAUCAAGGAGCAGGGAGAGAAACUGCAAGAACAUGAAGACGUGUACAGCAAAUUGUGUGAGGAGCACAAACAACUGGAAAUUCAGUUCCAAAGCUGUGAAGAGCAUCUAAGAUCAUCUGAAAAGAAGAUAGAAGAGGUGACACAGCAGUUUGAAAUUGACAUGUAUGCGAAAAAUCAAGAAGUGAAUGAGCUGGAAGAAAACAUAGAAGGGUUAAAGAGAGAUCUCGAAAUGAAAACAGAUGACCUCAGUACACUGGAAGAAGAUGUUCGGAACAUUGAGGUCAAGCAACGGUUAACAAGCCAGAAGCUGCGUGUCACAGAGCAGUUGUUAGUUGAGAAGGAUGAAAGCUACUUGAGAAAGGAAGAGAAGUUACUGGAAGAGCAGAAACUGCUAGAAGAUAGAGUUGCUACACUUUCAGGGAUAAUUAUCACCUAUAAAGAGGCUCAAGUGAGAGUGGUUGGAGAGAUAUCAAAGAAGGUGAACGACACUUUGACAGGCAUAGAUGCAUUCAACAUGAAGUUUGAGGAAGACUACGGCCGCAUAGAGUCUCGUAUCUAUGAAAUAGUGAACGAGCUCAAGAUCUCAACGAACUGCAUCAAAGAUAGUAACAUCGAGAAAGAUCAGCUGAGGAAGGAAAUUGCCAUUUUGGCUCAGCAACUGAGCGAUGAGAAAGGUAAAGGGCUGCACCUCAAGGGAAGGAUUGGUGAACUGGAAACUACAUUGACAAAAGACGAGGAGGAAAAGGACUGCUUGAUCAAAACUGUGAGAGAGAGGGAAACGAAGAUGGGAAAGCUUGAGAAAAUAGUAGCAGAAAGGGAUGAGAAAAUGGGAGUGUUGGAGUUGAAGAUGAAGGAGAACGAGGCCGGAUUCGAGAGCUUGAUUGAGGAGAAAAGAGAGGCCAUAAAACAGUUGUGCAUAUGGAUUGAAUACCACCGCAGUCGCAACGACGAGCUUAAAGACAUGAUCGCCAAAACAAGAAGAAGGUAGAUCUCUGCUUAGUGCAUUGAGAAAAAUUUACUCUCUCUAUGCAUUGUUGUUAUACUAUUUGAGUAUUUUUUCCCUGCUCUUUUUUUUGGUGUGGAGGAAAAAUUUCUAGAUAUUGUUGUUGUCAGUAACCAUAUGAAAUUUUGAUUUUUUUGGGGUAAAGAUAGGGUGUGUAUAGGAAAAAUUAUUCCGGUUGUUAUUGUUUCUAUAGUCAUUCAGUUUAAUUUCGGGUCUCAGUUACAGAGUACAGCAAAUAUUUGCUUCGUGAUAUUAUCACAGAGCAUAUUUUGUAAAGUAAAUUCCAUAGAAGUGUGGCUUAUUUCUUCUCUCAUAAAUGGUGAUUUACUCAGUGUAUCAAGUUUUCCUGUAUUAGUCCAAGCAACUUCUCUAUUCAAUGAAUUCUUGCCAUCUAUUUCA